Molecule: messenger RNA, 960 nt
Organism: Schistocerca gregaria
Lineage: Eukaryota; Metazoa; Arthropoda; Insecta; Orthoptera; Acrididae
Gene: Bet1
Product: BET1 homolog
Exons: 5
Coding region: 380-721 (113 amino acids)
Biological process (GO): endoplasmic reticulum to Golgi vesicle-mediated transport; vesicle fusion with Golgi apparatus
Cellular component (GO): Golgi trans cisterna; SNARE complex
Molecular function (GO): SNAP receptor activity
Source: RefSeq, a predicted model, not a curated record
GGGGCGGGCCUAGAAGACAGUACGCGUGUAUACCACUACAGCCUUGGGUCUGAUAAGAAAAGAAUUCCUGUACAACUCUCUUCUCAAUCAACUCUUUCAUUAUUUCUCGAAUAACUGCCCCUAUAAAGUAAGCAAUGGCCAGAGUAUCAUAUUUCAGUGAGUUGUAAGACCCAUAAAAUACAUAAAACAAGACAAUCUAGAAAAAAAGUAAGGUGCUGAAAGUUGCUACUUUAGACACAGCUGAUGACAGCGUCGAUGUUGUAGAUUAUCGGUUCUUUCCGUGGACGUUCGGGAUCUUGGAGACUGUAGGAGUUAGCCACGAGUUGGAACAGAUUUGGACAAACUGGCGCCAACAUUUUCUGGCAAAAAAACACCAAACAUGAGGAGGGCACAUGCUGGACAAUUUUAUGAACCAGUUCCUACAAACGUAGACCAUGGAGAUAUUCUGGAAGAAGAAAAUGAAAAGAUGACUGCACUGUUAAGAGACAAGAUUCAUGAUUUGAAAGCUGUUACACUUGAAAUUGGAAAUGAAGUGAAAUAUCAGGAGAAACUUCUAAACCACAUGGCAGAUGAUUUUGACAGAACAGGUGGCUUCUUGAAGAACACAAUGAAUCGUGUCGUUCGUCUCGGAAAAGGAAGCCAUAACCAUUACAUAUUGUAUCUGUUCAUUUUUUCAUUUUCAGUCUUUUUUACGCUUUGGUUAGUUCUAAAGAUGAGAUGAGGAUUGUAUUUUAAAAUGGAAAGCUGUACAAAUAUUACUAAAGGAAACAAAAAUAUGGCUAGUAUUUUGGUUUAAACUGUGAUAUACAUGUUUUUGUUCUCAUGUGGAAGGUGGUUGUUGGCUAUGGUAUGCACGGAGUGUGUGUAAACUGUACUAAUACCAUACUGUGUGAAUUCGUAUUGUAUUAUGAAUGUGUAUACUGUAUAUGUUUCAAAAUAUAAAAAGUAUGUUGGAAACAA